GUGUUGUUGAUUUCGCAACACAUUUUUUCCAGUCAAACCACUCAUCCAACUCCACAAACUAGAUCCUCUUGAUCAAAGUACAAUGUAGUUAUAAGAGGAGGACUUGAGGGCGGUGGUUUGGUGUCCGAAUAGAAAUCAGCUUCUUCCUAAAGUAACAGAGCCGCGUAUUGGCUAGGUGGAAAGUGUCCUACUCACCCAGUUGUAGAACUGUUGUAGGACGUUCAAGCUUUUCACUAUGGCGUGCGUUGGUGGUUUUGGACUAGUGAGGCAGUUCCCUUGUGCACCAGCCAAGCAGUUGGUGCUCAGCAGCCUUAGAUCGAGCUUACGUCAUUGUUCAUCUCGAACAGCUCACAUCCUGCAUGCGCCACCUGUAGCAAUGGAGAGACUAGAAGACUGUCGCAACGCCGUCGCACAGGAUAUUAAUCGAUUGCAUGGCAGUAUACGAGAUGAAAUCUCAUCCAAGUUAUCAAAUUUAUCCGAAGUUAGUCAGUAUUACUUUGAUGGUAAUGGCAAGCACCUGCGCCCAAUGAUAGUGUUUCUCAUGGCAAGAGCAUGUAAUCAACAUUCAUUGGGAAAGAGUGUACUGCUAGAUCACCAAUACACUGUUGGACUGGUAUCAGAAAUGAUCCACACCGCUAGUUUAGUCCACGAUGAUGUCAUAGACAACGCUGAGUGCCGGCGGGGCAAGCCAGCCAUCAAUAAACAGUGGGGAGAGAAAAUGACAAUAUUGGCAGGAGACUACAUUCUAGCUCGUUGUACUCUCGCUCUGGCCAGGACACGUCAUCCAGAGGUUGUAGAACUGCUCUCCAGGAUCAUUGAAGAUCUUGUACAUGGUGAGUUCAUGCAAUUAGGUAAUCGUGAAGAGAACACAGAUCGCUUUGCUCACUAUCUGGAGAAGAGUUUCCGCAAGACGGCGUCACUGUUGGCACACUGCUGUCAGGCCGUGGCCCUGCUCUCCACACACGCUGUGGAGAUACAGCAGGCAGCUUACUCAUUCGGUCGACAUACCGGUCUGGCAUUUCAGAUCAUCGAUGAUGUACUGGAUUUCAUUUCCACCACUGACACACUGGGCAAGCCAGCAGCGAAUGACUUACGCCAAGGCCUGGCCACGGCGCCUGUGCUCUAUGCUGCUGAAGAGUAUCCUGAACUGAAUGAUCUCAUCAUCCGAAGGUUCUCUAUCAGUGGUGAUGUAGAGCGAGCACAGGAGUACAUAGCCAAGAGUCGUGGCAUAGAGCGUAGUCGUGAGUUAGCCCAGCAGCACUGUGAGCAGGCACUGACAGCACUCCGACACCUAGACGCCAGUGAUGAACGGCAUGUACUGCAGCACAUCACCGAGGACAUUCUACAUCGCAUCAAAUAGUCACGCUUGUGUUAUGUGAUCACGUCGCCGCUGCCACCGGCUCAGGUGUAGUACGUUACUGUGCUCUGGCCCUCAGCAACUGCAGCAACAGCAGUGGAAGCACCAGCAGUAGCAACGACAGCAUGCCCUGAGCACUGCUGCUAGACCCUGCCUGUAGGCCAGGGUCUCGGUGCCAGUUUGUCCUGCCUCGGUGCUUCCAGCUCGCGCCAGCCCGUUCAGAGAUCACAGUGAUUCAAAAAUGUUUCAUUGUGCAUUCACAGGGCGACCCAUCGUGUGUUUGUGUGCACGCAUACUUGUAAGUGCCCGUGCAUGCACACAUGUGUGUGUGCGCGCGUGUGUUUGUGUCAAACGCAGGUAAACUAUUUCUGCAUUGCAACACAUCAUGUGACCCCGCGGCAGUUGGUAUGGUCCCAUCUCAGUUGUGGUGGUUUACCAGUGUAGCUGAAGAGCUAUGCGUGGUGCCGUGAGCCAGUAUUGACUGGAGCAUGCACUGCUAUGCAUGGUGUUGUGAGCCAGUAUUGACUGGAGCAUUCACUGUGUGCAUUGGGAUCACAGGGCUCCAGGAUGAAUCUAGCGGUGUCGCCGCCGAGUAUUGAACAUUGGGCUUUCAUGCUCUCUCCCUCUCCUCUCCUUUUUUCUCUCUCUCUCGCUCUCUCUCUCUCUCCCUCUCUCUCUCUCUCUCUCUCUCCUCUCUCUCAUCAGCUUAACUAAUUAUCCUAUAUUGUUUUGACGUCACUUUGACAGUGACGUACAUGUAGUAGAUUUCCAUUUCAAAGUUCAACUGACAUCAUGCAAUCAUGCGACAUGCCAUCAUGCGAUCAUGCGAUCAUGCGAAUAGACGUUUUUUUUCCAUACUGAAUAUAGACGAACACGUUUAUGUUGUUCUCUUUCUCCGGUGACUGUGUCAGCUAGGAAGCAAUCCCUACGGCUCUGCGUCACGGGUAUUUAUUGAUUGAUAUUUUUUUGCCCCUGCCUCAUAGAUCAAGACCUCCUCGAGAGUAUUCAAUUUUAAUCUCCUUGCUUGUUUUUAUUGCUAUCUCAAUCCGGGUGCAGUGCAAGCACGGCACACUUUACCAUUGUUACUUCCAACUCUUGUCUCAUCUUCUCUCCAGCAAAGCUGCCGCUGGCUUGGCUUUAGA
Messenger RNA from Sycon ciliatum, 2499 nucleotides. RefSeq names its product all trans-polyprenyl-diphosphate synthase PDSS1-like. Gene Ontology annotation, molecular function: prenyltransferase activity. Gene Ontology annotation, biological process: ubiquinone biosynthetic process; isoprenoid biosynthetic process. The transcript has 9 exons. Gene Ontology annotation, cellular component: transferase complex; mitochondrion. Lineage: Eukaryota; Metazoa; Porifera; Calcarea; Leucosolenida; Sycettidae. Bases 236 to 1360 code for a protein of 374 amino acids. The record is from RefSeq and is a predicted model, not a curated record.